AUGUGCUUCGACGACAGCACCAGAUACACCACGAGAACUCGCAUUGAGAAUGGCGUGCGCUUCAAGGAGGAAGUGGUCGCGCCUCGUCAUCGAAGCUCCUGGCGCCGCAGGUAUGGAGCUCGUUACUAUCCCUCGAAGUACUACACCCGCCCUCCUCGGAGUCACUGCGUAGGAGGUGGCAUGUCCUACCCUGCCCGCUAUCCUGCAAACGUUAGCUACCCUCGAGCUGUGGCUGCGACAGCGAUAGUGCCUCGAGGCUAUGGAAAUGGUGCUGGAGGGUAUAUGUCUGGUGGUCGCGCUCUGAUGCCGAGCUCCCAUAUUCUCCGCCCCACACACUUCCACCAUCGUCCAAACACUUCCACCACCACCACUCGUCGAAUUCCUCAGAGCCUCGAAAAAAUGGUCACCGAGGGCUACCCAAAGCCUCGCCAUAACUACGUCUACACGCCUCGAUACGGCCAGCGCGGCGUCCUCACCUACGCAGGCCAGCAGGCAAACGGCGCUUACCCCUCCGGCGUUGCAGGCGGCGUCAUGUCUGGCUACGGCUACGGCUACGGCGCUGGAGGUAUAGGCUAUGGCGCUGGCGGUGUAGGCUACGCAGGCGGCGCAUACCCGGUAUACAACACUUCAACUUACUCUUACCCCUACUCCGGCGCCAGCUACUACGGCUCGAGUUACUAUCCAAGCUAUUCCACCUAUGGUGGACUUGGAAGCUACUACAACUACGGACUCUAUGGCUCCAUGUACCCACUUGCUAACUUCUAUGCUCCAUAUCAGAGGUCUUACUACAAUACGAUGCCCACGUACGGUCAGACAGCUUACGUCUACCCACCUGGUCCGACUGCGACGACGACGACCUACCACGUCACCAACAGCCAUGCCGGAGUCACUACUGCGCCACCAGCUCCAAUGAGGACGGCAUGCGCACACACCACCACACGCGAGGACGUCCAGAUGGAAAACAGACGUAUUGCGACCGAGCGCGGCGCAUACAGCGCUAGGAGGAUCAAGCCUGCCGAUGCUCGCGACGAUGACCCUUUCUGGUGCAAGGAGCGCAAUGGCGAGUGGCAUCUGAGGACCUUUUACCAGAUCGAGAACGAGUGCUACCCGGGCCAGUGGCUUAUGGAUGCGGAGAAGGGCUUCCUCGUCUUCCAUCGCGGUUGA
Didymella exigua CBS 183.55 is the source of this 1164-nucleotide messenger RNA. RefSeq lists its product as uncharacterized. NCBI's taxonomy places the organism in Eukaryota, Fungi, Ascomycota, Dothideomycetes, Pleosporales, Didymellaceae. Gene Ontology annotation, cellular component: mitochondrion. The record is from RefSeq and is a predicted model, not a curated record. Bases 1 to 1164 code for a protein of 387 amino acids. The transcript is spliced from 2 exons.